AUGGUGCGGCGAAAGUCGAGCGUGGGUUUGCCGGGUAUCCGACGAAGCAGUUCCUCGGUUUUGUGCAAGUGUUCGUCAGAGCUGCCGCUGGUGGUGACGGUGGACCAACUCGUGGACGAUAAUAAAAAAGAUCCCAACGAUCAAAUCAACGUCGAUGUUGUCCAAGCGGAAGAGCUCCUUCAAGUCGUAAGUAUUUUGGAAAGCGAGACGAGCGAAGCGGCUCAAAAGAGGCAAAUUCUCAAGUUGUUUGAGUGGUUCAAAGCGCAAUACGCGCAGUUAACUGGCACCCUCCGGUCUAGUGUCCACAGGGAACAGGCUCUAAUGGCCAAGUGUCGAGAGCUAAAAGCGGACCUUCUCUUGAAUGUGACGAAAAUACAAACCAAGCUUAAGGUGCACGAAGUUGCUGCCCAGAACUUGGCGUUCUUCAAAGAGGAAUGCGAGCGCUCGUGGCAAGCCGUGCAUGCAUCCCGCGAGAGGGAGCAAGAAGCUUUGAAAAUCAUCGAAGACUUGCGAGAAAAGGUGAUUUGCUUAGAAGGACAAGUGAAAGAACUGCAACGGCAACCCCCGGGCCCAGAGAAGAACAGCCGGUUGGGAGCAUUCAAAUCGUCCCCUGCAAGCAACGCGUACAUGGAAGUCGACAUAUCGACGUUCAACGAGUGGAAAGCAGUUAACAAAGUCUGGAGCCCGUCUAAGUCAACUGCAAAGUCCACCAACGACUUGUACUGGAACAACACGCCGUUGACGUUGAGCGACUCGAGAUCGACGUUCGGGUUUUCAGUCACUCCGAUGGAGCGAGCCAUGACUGCAGCGCCAUCGCUCACGCGCAAGCAGCCAGAGUCUGGUCAUUCUCGAAGCCACCACAACCGCCUUCCCACGGUUUAAGUGUUGCGAAGCGCCAGAGUAUAAAUUAUUUUUGAUCAUGGUUUGACGUCAAACAAGGAUACGACGGAACUUUUGCUGCGUGACCUCGUGGGGCCAUGCUGUGUUGUCCAAAGCACAAUUCGCAGCGUUGAGUGUCGUGAGGGUUUGAUUAGCUGCCAACGCAGCGACGAAGGCAGGGCGAGCAUUCCGUUGCAGAGGGUUGUCGGCCAUGUCCAAUGAAAUGAGCCGGGACGAGUAUCGCAA
This is a messenger RNA of Aphanomyces astaci, 1125 nucleotides long. RefSeq lists its product as hypothetical. NCBI's taxonomy places the organism in Eukaryota, Oomycota, Saprolegniomycetes, Saprolegniales, Verrucalvaceae. The transcript has 5 exons. Bases 1 to 882 code for a protein of 293 amino acids. The record is from RefSeq and is a predicted model, not a curated record.